AUGGUUUCAAGUAUCAUUGGCGUUGUGAAAAGGAAAAGAUCUCUCACUUGUGCUUUGCAGAUGAUCUUAUGCUUUGCAGAUGGUCUGAUGGCUAAUAUAGUAAGGGACAGUGGUCUUCAGUACCAUUGGCAUCCCCUUGGUCCUCUUAUUGAGGUGUUUGGGAAAAGGUUUAUCUAUGAUUCUGGCCUUGGGCAGAAUGCCAAGGUGGAGGCUAUUAUUGACGGCCAGGAGUGGCACUGGCCAAUCUCUCGUUCCCCUGCAUGGCUUGAGCUCAUUAGUAGUACUCCUACUUCAUUCCGGCCAGAUAGCAGAAGGCCGGAUGUCUUGCAGUGGAUUGAUGCUCCGAAGGGUUCCUUCUCUGUUCGUAGUGUUUGGGAGUCGUUGCACCCGCGUCAUAGUAGAGUGGACUGGUGGAAGCUUGUUUGGCAUAGCCAAGCUAUUCCAAGGAUGUCCUUUAUUCUUUGGUUAGCCAUCCAGGAUGCCUUGUAUACUCAAGCUAAGCUUAUAUGCUUUGGCAUUAUUCAGGUCGCCCAAUGUGUUUUGUGUGGGGGUGGGCAUGAGGAUGUGGAUCAUUUAUUUUUUGAGUGCCCAUUCUCUCAGCGCAUCUGGUCCAUUCUUUGUGCCAAGUGUAAUAUUUCGUGGGCCUCGCGUAGAUGGAUGGAUACGAUCUCUUGGCUUUCUCAAAUGGAUGGUCGUUCACUCUUGGGUCGAACUGCAAAGCUUAUGGUGGCAGCUGCGGUCUACUACAUUUGA
Messenger RNA from Phoenix dactylifera (date palm), 753 nucleotides. RefSeq lists its product as uncharacterized. NCBI's taxonomy places the organism in Eukaryota, Viridiplantae, Streptophyta, Magnoliopsida, Arecales, Arecaceae. The record is from RefSeq and is a predicted model, not a curated record.